Messenger RNA from Prosopis cineraria, 1289 nucleotides. RefSeq names its product E3 ubiquitin-protein ligase NLA-like. Lineage: Eukaryota; Viridiplantae; Streptophyta; Magnoliopsida; Fabales; Fabaceae. The record is from RefSeq and is a predicted model, not a curated record. The transcript is spliced from 6 exons. Gene Ontology annotation, molecular function: metal ion binding. The coding region runs from base 104 to 979 and encodes 291 amino acids.
UCGUUCCUAUUCAAUGUCAUCGCAAUCCGCAUAUUAGCUUCAGGCAAAUUCAUAACUCGAACGAAUUGGAAUCGCAGAGUAGACAUUUUUUGCUGAUUAAAAUAUGAAGUUCUGCAAGAAAUACGAAGAAUACAUGCAAGGCCAGCAGAAGAAACUUCCUGGAGUUGGUAUCAAGAAGCUCAAGAAGAUAUUGAAAAAAUGCAGCAGAGACUGCCGAUCCCGCAAAGGCCUUAAUGAAGCCAUUGGCGUCAGAACCUGCAGCGACCAAUGCCCAGUGUGUGAUGGAAGCUUCUUCCCUUCCCUUCUCGACGGGAUGACUGAAGUAGUAGGUUGUUUUAAUGAGCGUGCCCAAAAGUUGUUGAAGCUGCAUCUUGCUUCUGGCUUCAGAAAGUACCUUUUCUGGAUCAAAGGCAACUUACCUGGAAAACAAACCGCCCUCGUUCAAGAAGGCAAAGACCUGGUUAUUUAUGCUCUAAUUAAUGCCAUUGCAAUUCGAAAGAUACUCAAGAAAUAUGAUAAGAUUCAUUAUUCGAAACAAGGACAAUUAUUUAAGUCAGAAGCCCAGAGUAAGCACAUGGAAAUUCUUCAGAGUCCCUGGCUUUGUGAGCUCAUGGCAUUCCACAUCAAUUUAAGGGAAACCAAGAAUAAAUCAAUGAAGAGGCCACCUGCUUUCUUUGAUGGAUGUUCCCUCAUAUAUAAGGACGAUAAACCAUCACUUACUUGUGAGCGAUUUGAUUCCAUCAAACUUGAUAUUGACUUGACUUGUUCUAUAUGCUUGGACACAGUAUUUGAUCCAGUUUGUCUUACUUGUGGCCACAUAUUCUGCUACAUGUGUGCUUGCUCGUCUGCAUCAGUAACUAUUGUUGAUGGACUUGAGGCAGCAAAUUCUAAUGCGAAAUGUCCUCUCUGCCGAGUGAGUUCUAUUCUUGUUGAUUGUAGCGAGGAGUCUAUCAAGGUGCCGUGCGUUUGGAAGAGUUAAACAUUUUGUUAGGCCGAAGCUGCAAGGGAUACUGGGAACAAAGGCUCCGGACAGAGAGGGCUGAGAGGGUUGAACAAAUAAAGGAGCAUUGGGAAUCCCAGUGUAGGGCGUUAGUGGGCGUCUAGCUAACGGUUGUCUAUUGUUAUAUAUUUAUAUAUAUGUAUAUUGUAAAUAACAUUCAACAUAAUGUGACGUUUAAGUUCAAAGAUGUAGGGUGUAGCAAUUUCUUAGUCAGGAUGGCUACUUAUGUGGUGGUAAAGACAGUUAGCAAGUACGUAAAACAACCGAGAAACACAUCCAUUUAUGAUUA